This is a messenger RNA of Kuraishia capsulata CBS 1993, 1032 nucleotides long. RefSeq lists its product as uncharacterized. Gene Ontology annotation, molecular function: NAD+ binding; histone deacetylase activity, NAD-dependent. The transcript is spliced from 2 exons. Lineage: Eukaryota; Fungi; Ascomycota; Pichiomycetes; Pichiales; Pichiaceae. The record is from RefSeq and is a predicted model, not a curated record. Bases 1 to 1032 code for a protein of 343 amino acids.
AUGGAGCAGAAACUUCAGAGUGUGGUCAACACGCUUACCAAGAAGAAGAAGCCUAGGGUGGUGGUUUUGUGCGGAGCAGGUAUAUCCACGAAGGCUGGUAUACCAGACUUUAGAUCUCCUGAAACUGGUUUAUACAGCAAUCUCCAGAAGCUCAGCUUGCCAUACGCUGAGGCAGUAUUUGAUAUAGAGUAUUUUCGCAAGAAACCACAGGCCUUCUAUACUUUGGCUGAGGAACUAUAUCCGGGGAAGUUUUCACCCACCAAGUUUCACUACUUCAUCAGACUACUUCAGGAUAAGCAGUUACUGAAAAGGGUUUACACGCAAAAUAUUGACACCCUCGAGAGAAUAGCCGGUGUUAAAGAUGAGUAUAUCGUCGAGGCGCAUGGAUCAUUUGCAACCAACCAUUGCAUAGAUUGCCGGGCCGAAAUGUCGUCCGAAGAGCUUAAGAGACAGAUGGACGACAAGGCCAGUGGUGGUAUUCCCAGGUGUGCAAAAUGCAAAGGAUAUGUCAAGCCCGACAUCGUAUUUUUUGGGGAAGGGCUUCCGGCUCGUUUUUUUGAUCUGUGGGACGAUGACUCUGAGGAGAUCGAUUUGGCGAUAGUAGCAGGAACAUCACUGACCGUAUAUCCUUUUGCGUCUUUACCUGCUGAGGUUGAGGCUAAUGCUAUCCGUCUUUUGAUAAACAAAGAGCAUUGUGGUGACUUCAAGCAGAAUCCAAGGAAGACCGAUGUUCUGGCUCUUGAAGAUAUCGACGAGGUUGCCGAGACAUUGGCUAGGUUAUGUGGAUGGGAGGACGAUCUUCGCAGAUUGGUGGAAACCACCUCCAAUGAUGAUGAAUCCGAUACUUCAAGCAAUAUCGACGAAGCAAAAGUAAGAUCCGAAGCUAUUGCCUCGAGUAUCACAGAGACAGAAACCAAGGAGGAAACCAAGGAGGAAACAGAGGAAUCUGCUGAUAUCGAGGAUCUCUCUAAACAGCUUUCUGGUCUUUCAGGAAUUGGUAAGCAGGGUAAGAUACCAAAGAGUGAUCAAUAA